Molecule: messenger RNA, 4754 nt
Organism: Candoia aspera
Lineage: Eukaryota; Metazoa; Chordata; Lepidosauria; Squamata; Candoiidae
Gene: VPS39
Product: VPS39 subunit of HOPS complex
Exons: 25
Coding region: 213-2840 (875 amino acids)
Biological process (GO): endosomal vesicle fusion; intracellular protein transport; autophagy
Cellular component (GO): cytoplasm; membrane
Molecular function (GO): protein binding
Source: RefSeq, a predicted model, not a curated record
AAACCGGCCUGCGAGGCUUGCUCGGAGGUGGAGCCUGGCUACGGAAGUGAAGAGCAAGCCGGAAACGUUGCAGCGGCCCGGACUUGGCUGUUGCGGCUGGCUGAGGCUGGUGGCGUCGUCGUCGUCGUCGUUGCUCGGGCCCUUUUCGGUGGCCCGCGGACUACUGCGCGUCCUUUCCGAAGAGAAGCGGCCGAGGCCAGGCUGUCGCCAUCAUGCACGACGCCUUCGAGCCGGUGCCGAUCUUGGAAAAGCUGCCGCUGCAGAUCGACUGCUUGGCGGCUUGGGAAGAGUGGCUCCUAGUUGGGACUAAACAAGGGCAUCUUCUCCUUUACAGAAUUCGAAAAGAAACUGGUUGCAACAGGUUUGAAGUCACACUAGAAAAAUCAAACAAGAACUUCUCCAAGAAGAUACAGCAGAUCCAUGUUGUAUCCCAGUUCAAAAUUUUGGUCAGUUUAUUAGAAAACAACAUUUAUGUUCAUGAUCUGCUGACCUUUCAACAGAUCACAACCCUUUCUAAGGCAAAAGGUGCAACUCUUUUCACUUGUGACCUGAAGCACUCCGAUACUGGGGAAGAAGUCCUGAGAAUGUGCGUGGCAGUGAGAAAGAAGCUACAACUGUUUUACUGGAAGGACCGGAAGUUCCAUGAGCUGCAGGGAGAUUUCAGUGUGCCAGAUGUACCCAAAUCAAUGGCAUGGUGUAAAGAUUCGAUCUGUGUUGGUUUCAAGAGGGAUUAUUAUCUAAUAAAGGUAGAUGGGAAGGGAUCGAUUAAAGAACUCUUCCCCACAGGAAAGCAGCUUGAGCCACUAGUAGUCCCAUUGGCAGAUGGCAAAGUUGUUGUGGGCCAAGAUGAUCUAACUGUUGUGUUAAAUGAAGAAGGAAUCUGUACGCAGAAAUGUGCCUUCAACUGGACAGAUAUCCCAAUAGCCAUGGAACAUCAGCCUCCAUACGUGAUAGCAGUAUUGCCAAGAUACGUAGAGAUUCGUACGUUUGAGCCCCGUCUCCUGGUUCAGAGUAUUGAACUGCAGCGGCCACGCUUCAUUACUCUGGGAGGUCCUAAUAUUGUAUAUGUGGCCAGCAAUCAUUUUGUUUGGCGCCUCAUUCCAGUUUCCAUCGCAACCCAGAUCCAGCAGCUUCUCCAAGAUAAACAGUUUGAAUUGGCUUUGCAGUUAGCGGAUAUGAAAGACGAUUCUGACAAUGAAAAACAACAACAGAUCCAUCAUAUUAAGAAUCUUUAUGCCUUCAACCUUUUCUGCCAAAAGCGCUUUGAUGAAUCAAUGCAAGUCUUUGCUAAACUUGGGACAGAUCCCACACAUGUGAUAGGUCUCUAUCCUGAACUGCUGCCCAGUGAUUACAAGAAACAGCUCCAAUAUCCAAAUGCAGUGCCAGUUCUCUCUGCGGCAGAGUUGGAGAAAGCACACCUAGCACUUAUAGAUUACCUAACUCAGAAAAGAUGUCAGUUAGUGAAGAAGCUGUAUGAUUCUGACCAUCAGUCCACUACAUCUCCCCUCAUGGAGGGAACUCCUACCAUCAAAUCCAAAAAGAAAUUGAUACAGAUAAUUGAUACUACCCUGUUGAAAUGCUACCUCCAUACAAAUGUAGCCCUGGUGGCACCAUUACUGAGACUGGAGAACAAUCAUUGCCAUAUUGAGGAAAGUGAGCAUGUGCUCAAGAAAGCUCACAAAUACAGUGAAUUAAUCAUACUGUAUGAGAAGAAAGGUCUCCAUGAAAAGGCCUUGCAGGUGCUGGUGGAUCAGUCCAAGAAAGCUAAUUCUCCUCUGAAGGGCCAUGAAAGAACUGUUCAGUAUUUACAACAUUUGGGAACAGAAAACUUGAACUUAAUAUUUUCCUAUUCUGUUUGGGUACUUAGAGAUUUUCCUGAAGAUGGAUUAAAAAUAUUUACAGAAGAUCUUCCCGAGGUGGAAUCCCUCCCACGAAAAAGGAUUCUGAACUUCUUGUUGGAAAACUUUAAAAACCUGGCUAUUCCUUACUUGGAGCAUGUAAUUGAGGUCUGGAAAGAGGCUGGUUCAGAGUUCCACAAUUGCCUGAUUCAGCUCUACUGCGAGAAAGUUCAAGGCCUAAUGAAGGAAUAUCUCAGCUCGUUCCCUCCAGAAAAAGCACCGGUACCAGCUGGAGAGGAAGAGGGGGAGCUUGGAGAAUACAGGAAAAAACUUCUUUCCUUUCUUGAGAGUUCCAGUUAUUACAAUGCUGAGCAACUCAUCAGUGACUUUCCCUUUGAUGGACUCCUUGAGGAACGUGCGCUGCUCUUGGGACGGAUGGGGAAUCAUGAACAAGCUCUGUUUAUAUAUGUUCACAUCCUGAAGGAUACCAAGAUAGCUGAAACUUAUUGUCAUACACACUAUGACCGAAGCAAAGAUGGCAACAAAGAUGUAUAUUUGUCUCUGCUUCGGAUGUAUCUUUCACCACCUAGUGUUCAUUGCUUGGGACCAAUCAAGAUGGAACUCUUAGAGCCACAAGCCAAUCUUCAAGCUGCGUUGCAGGUUUUGGAACUUCAUCACAGCAAAUUGGACACUACUAAAGCAAUAAAUCUCCUUCCAGCAAAUACUCAAAUUAGUGAGAUCCGAAUAUUCUUGGAAAAAGUCCUUGAAGAAAAUGCCCAAAAGAAACGAUUCAAUCAGAUACUUAAAAAGCUUCUCCACGCUGAAUUCCUAAGAGUACAAGAAGAACGGAUUUUACAUCAGCAGGUGAAAUGUAUAAUCACAGAAGAAAAAGUUUGUGGUGUGUGUAAAAAGAAGAUUGGAAAUAGUGCCUUUGCCCGGUUUCCUAAUGCAGUUGUUGUGCAUUAUUUCUGUUCCAAAGAUGUUGGCUCAAUGGACACCUGAAAACAUUGUCAUGCAUUACAUGGACUGGGUGGUCAUGAUGUUCAUAUGGAAGGAGAGAGAACAUUUGAUAAGCAGUUGAUUUCUCUAAAGAAUCUUCCAAGGCAUGUUGCUUGCAAACAGCUUGAGCCCUCCAUUGCUUCACUGGAUGACUUGUAAUUUGCCCAGCGUGGACUGAGUAAAAACAACCAGAUUUAAACUAUAGUUAUAUACACUUAGCAGCAGGUUAACCUCAUAGCACUUUAGCUUGAGGAAGAAUGCAAACUAAAAAUUAGUGGGUUACUGUUAUACUCCAGAUCUGUAGGAUUUCCUACUGAAGGAAAACGGAUGCUGAAAAUUAGAGAAGCAAAUUGCAUUUUGGGUAUAAUUCACCAUUCAAAUCCAAGGUGAGGAAAAGAUCUUAUAUUUUAUCAGUGUUGUAUUGAAAUCUUCUUUAAUCGGCCAUUUGGAGGCAGGUACUACCAAAAAGGCUGUACUUAGAUUUUCUUUCCUUCUAAUAGUGAAGAUAACUAGGUACUGAUAAGAAAACUUUGUAUCUGAAGGGGUUAUCAGCAGUAAUAGUUCCAAAGGAACUAAUCUCAUACAGUAUGAUCAGAAUUGGUAUUUUUUAGUUUAAUUUUUUGAAAAUACUAAUGGGCUUACUAUUUGCACUGUGUUUAGUCACUACCAUUAUGAGUGUAAUGAAAAUGGCAACAGUUUUGAAGGAAAACUAGCACUUGCACUUUUACAGAAAAGAGAAAAAAGUAAUCUCUUAAGAUUUUAAAGACGGCAUGUUUUCAUACUGCUGGAACAUCUGAUCUCAGUUUAAAGACAGCAUUGUACUGAAAUAUUUAAGCCUUUUGUGCACUCCCUCCUUCAGGUAGAUCAGACACGUAUUUAAUGUCAGUAUUUUGAGUUUCUUAUACCCAUUCAGGUUGGCGCUCUUUGGUUGCUUGAUGUGCCUAAAUUACUUUUUUAUAUUGGAAGAAACUAGUUUGCAAAAUACAUCGUAGGAUGUCAUAGUAUCAACAUAAAAAUAAACCCAGGAGCAGUCAUUCAUUAGCUGAAUGAGGAAUUACCUCAGCUUGGUUCAAUGUUGUUAUCUUACUUUAUUGUAUUUUGUAAAUUUGAUAACGCAGCUUGAGGCAUACGAUCCAUUUACUGAUCUGGCCUAAAAUGUAAAGAUGGCCCAAGAAAAGUUGGUUAAGAUUUUUUUUUUUUAAAUAAUGUUUGAAUUUCAAUUAUAAUAUAUGGUUGUUAUGGUUAGAGUUGGACAAGGAUAGGUUUAGUAUAUAAUACACUGCAAAAACAGCUUGGUGUUUUGUAAUAUUUGUUUUCCUGAUAACCUUUGUUCUAUUUCCAGUUGAAUCUAUUCCAGAGGGUGUAUCUCUUUCUGAUUAUGUGCAGUUAAUCGCAUAUUACUGCAGGUUUUAGGAUUAAUUCAUUUGUGAAAUUGAGUAGUCUUGGGGAGGGUGGAACAAAGUACUUCUCUUCUUCACAUGGAAGAAAUACAAUGCUAUUGGAUUUUGUGCAUUUGUUCAGAAACUUUUAUAAAGUAGGGCAGAUAACUGUCAUUGGCGAUUAAAUGAAAUAUGUAAUGGAUAAUGGACUGUUACUGCAAAACAGAUUAUGAACUCUGCUGACCAUUCUGACACACUUUAAGAUGUGUUUGCUGCCAAGCAAGUAAGCGAGCCACUGAGGCUUCUGGUAGGUAUGUUGCUUUUCCUUCACAGCAAGUUUUUAUGUGCCUUGGUUCAGCUUCCUGUAUCUUUGGAAGAGAUGUUGCUCGUGUUGUCAUUGCCUGCUGGUAAUCUUGUAUAAGAAUCUGGGACUCACCGAUUGUACAGCGGGCUUAUUUAAAGUAAUAAAGUAUAACAUUUUGAGAAAUUGGCAUUGCUAAACUGUUUUUCCCUGAAUAAAAAUAUUUCUUCUUUGAAA